Messenger RNA from Emys orbicularis (European pond turtle), 1201 nucleotides. RefSeq names its product SWI/SNF-related matrix-associated actin-dependent regulator of chromatin subfamily E member 1-related-like. The record is from RefSeq and is a predicted model, not a curated record. Gene Ontology annotation, cellular component: nucleus. NCBI's taxonomy places the organism in Eukaryota, Metazoa, Chordata, Testudines, Emydidae. Gene Ontology annotation, biological process: regulation of gene expression. The transcript is spliced from 11 exons. The coding region runs from base 170 to 1201 and encodes 343 amino acids.
CUGUAAUUUCCCUUUGUUGGCGUGCUUUGUCCAAUAGGCAUCUUCCUGCAAAGGGUGUGUCCCACCUCUUUUUCACCAUACCUGCUUGCUGCCAUAAAACAGAAUUCUGUGUAUUGCUGCAAAUGCCAAUAGAGAUGCAUUGUCAUAUAUAGGAUAGAUAAAACUAGCUAUGGAGUUGGAACAACAAACAGAAGGUGGAGUCAGAGGAAUACCUUCAGGAAGUCAGAUACUUCAUGUGUAUCCUCGUAAUCUGCCAUCUCACGCAUUGCAACACAUUGUAUUAACAGGACAUCUGGACAUAAAGAAACUAGCUUCCAGUGAGCCAAAGAAAAGAAAAGGUGGCUGGCCUAAAGGGAAGAAAAGGAAACCUCCAAAGGAAUUUUCAGCUCCUCGUGCCCCUACAACAGGGUAUGUAAUAUUCUUGAAUGAGCGGAGAAUUAAAACGAAGGCCAAACAUCCAGAUUUGCCUUUUACUGAAAUAACCAAGAUGCUGGCUGCUCAAUGGUCUCAACUUUCUCAAGCAGGAAAGCAAAAAUAUAUUAAAGAAGCAGAAAAGGAUAAGCAAAGAUAUAUGAAAGAAUUGAAAGCCUAUCAAGACUCUGAAGCCUAUCAAGCUUUCUUAGAAAGAAGAGCAGUUCACAAAGUGAAGACCCUGUGUGGAACAAUAUCUAUAGGAAGUAGAUCUGAGAAUGAAGCUCUUGCUUUGUCAACAAUAGAUAGAGAUGAAAGCAAUGACCUGUACUGUCGGACAUGUAACCAGUUUUUCAGUUCUUUUCAUAACAAGAAAGAACACCUUAUGGGAAAGCAACACUUACAGAAUUUAACAGGAGAGUUUGAAAAAGAAACUGCUGAGUUCUCUAAACAUCAGAAACUGCAAGAAGAAAAGGAGGAAAAAGAUGAGUCAGAAGAAGAAAUUGACUCUACAGAUCUGUUUCAGUUUGGGGACCUGACCUCCCAGAAGAACUUUGCGUCAUCGGAUUUUUGUUUUUUGCAGGAGUUUAUCUUCAGACUUCUGAAAUUUAAAGAGUUUGAACUUUGUGAACUAAAAAGAAGCUUGACAAAGGCAUAUGAAGAACAGGAAAGUUUAAAAAAGCAGUUGGAGGAUCUAAAGAUACCAUUAAAAUCUUCUUCUGAGAUAGUUUCUGUGAAUAUGAUCAUGGGACUUCUGGGUCAUCGACAGUAUGUCAACACUACAGUAUAA